CGGCGUAAAGGAGAGUCUGUGGAAGGGACAUAACGGUUUUCUUUUCGGCCCCCCUCUCCACUCAGACAACAAGAACCAACAAGAACCUGAAUUUUAGAGGGGCUUACACAACCUUCUUCUGCUCUAAAGGAGGAGGGAAGCGAGGGAUUGAAGCAGCAAGUUCUUUUUUUAUUCUUUUUCUUUUUUUUUUCUCUUUUUCUUAAAAGAGGAUUUUCUGUUUUCACGGUGGUUCGCUCUUCGCUCUCGCCGCAAAGAUGAUGGUCGGAGAGGUCGAAGUGAAGGAGCGACCGAGGCCGAGUCCGGACUAUUUGAUGCAAUUAUUAAACGAAAAGAAGCUCAUGACCAGUUUGCCAAAUCUCUGCGGGAUCUUCACGCACCUGGAGCGGCUCCUGGAUGAAGAGAUCAACAGAGUGCGUAAAGAUAUGUACAGCGACACAGUGAACGGCCUUGUGGACAGACACCCGCUGGAGCUGCCCGAACCCAUCGGACCCAUCGUUCACCUGCAGGAGAAACUGUUUGUGCCUGUCAAAGAGUACCCAGACUAUAACUUUGUGGGAAGAAUCCUCGGUCCCCGGGGACUCACUGCCAAACAGUUGGAAGCAGAGACGGGAUGCAAAAUUAUGGUGCGAGGAAAGAGCUCCAUGAGAGACAAGAAGAAGGAGGAGCAGAACAGAGGGAAGCCAAACUGGGAACACCUAAAUGAAGACCUUCACGUCCUAAUCACCGUUGAAGACACACAAAACAGAGCAGAGAUCAAGAUGAGGAGAGCAGUAGAGGAAGUCAAGAAGCUCCUCGUGCCUGCUGCUGAGGGUGAAGACAAUUUGAAGAAGAUGCAGCUGAUGGAGCUGGCUAUUCUCAACGGGACAUACAGAGACAACAAUGUCAAAACACCCCCCCUUGCGUUCUCUCUUGCAGCAGCGGCAGCGGCCGCUCAGGGCCCCCGCCUCAUAGCGGCCCCCGCGGGUCAGGUGUUGCCUCCCCAGGCACUCCGGCCCCCGACGCCGGCCGGGACCCCCAUCAUGAACCUCAUCCGGCCCACUCAGAUGGCCGCUAUGCUGCCCAACGGCACCCCCACCUUGGUGCCUCCCACACCAGACGGCGGACUAAUCUACACCACCCCUUACGAGUACCCCUACGCCUUGGCACCCACCUCGCUGCUGGAGUACCCCAUCGAGCACAGUGGGGUUCUAGGUGCAAUGGCUACUAAAGUGAGACGGCAUGACACGCGGGUCCAUCCUUACCAAAGGAUUGUGACCGCUGACAGAGCCGCCACCGGCAACUAACACAUGACCUUCUGACCUCUGAACUCUUCACCCAAUGACGAGCCGCCCCAAGCCUGCCUGCUGAUCAGUUAACUGGUAAUUGCCUUUUGCUAGCCUCUCGGACGCAAGUGGCAGAGAGAGAGGCGCCUGCCCAUACAGUUACCCUAACACGUUCUGACAAAAAGAUAGAAACCAACGCAGACUCUUCACUGAAACACAACAAAAAAAACCCAACACAGCUGUGGAUUAUUCAUUUUAUUUUUUUUUCCUCUGUUCAUUAGUUCAGUUCCCAUUCUUUCUCUUUCUUUUUCCUCAUGAAUCACGCACCGGGCGGAUCUGCUUGUGGUAUUACUCAUGAAUCUGCACUGAAUUAUAAAGCAAUAAAGAACCCCUGAACCUAUCCACCUUUAAUUACUCUGAUUAGGUGACCUCACUCGCUCUCCAUCUCCAGUCUGAGACGCAGACCGUUUUGGUUUCGAAGGGAUCACCCACAAAUUGCCCCAGAACCUUCCUUUAGCAACACCCUACCUGCCCCGCCCGCCCCUCAGACCCGUCUGCCGCAACGGAGAAAGAAACAGAAGGAACGGGAACGUUCACUUGCAUUAACAUGUUUAAUUUCUGUCAUUUUUUUUACCAACCCCCUCCCCCCCCCAAACAUGUAUUUCAGUUGUUGAGCUUGUAAUUAUGAGCUGACACAUUCUGGGUGUGCCCCUCUAAAUGGCUUCCUGUCCGUUUAUUUUUUUUAAAGCAUGGCUAAAAUGAUUGCAAAAAGAGCUUUUUUUAUGAUUUAUGUUUUUUCCCUGUCUUGAUUUAAUGCUUUUCUUUUUUUUUUUUCACUUUUAUUGUUUUUAAUUUUUCAGUUCAGAUUGAACUAAUUAGCUUCAGUCACUGAAACAAAGCAGGUGGUUAUCUCUGGAAGUCAGAACAGAGUUUUAGUGUUUGAGGCUGAAAACGAAAGGCGUGAUGGGAGGGGUUAGUUUGGGUUGAUGGGUUUGUGUGCGUGUGUGUGUGUGUUUUUGAUUAAUACUACAGCGAACGUGGGGUGAGGCUUCGGGGACGUGGGCCCCAUCCACACUACAUCCACUAUCCAGUGCCUGAUGCAUUUAGAAGAAUAUCUCCAUGAGUUAGCUGAGCUGUGAUCACAAAGAUUAAAACAAAAAAAAGUAUUGUGUGCAUAUUUAGCCAAAGGGUUUUCAGUGACUAAUAUAUCUGCAGUUAUGCAUCUGUUUGGCAGAGGGCUCUCUUUGUGAUUUUUAGUUUGGGUGCCUGCCUUCAGCUGAAACAGGAGUUUUACCCUUUCCCGCUCAGUUUUAUUUGUUCUUAUUUUCCUGAGGUCAAAACAGGCAAUUAACACUAAAAUUACAUGCUUCUCGAUUAUAGUGAAGUGCCAGGGGAAAAGACACUCAUGACAAGCAAGAGGUUUAUUGUUUUUGUUUGUUGUUUUUUUGGCCAAUUUCUGCAGAUUUAUUCCUACUACAGUGGAUUUGUUUUCUCCUUUUUUUCCGUUUAGUUUUAAUUUUUGUCCUCUGUGUUAUGUGUGUGUAAGUUGGGACAUGAGGUCGACAUAAUCCUGACCUUUCUGCAUAUUAUUCUUUUAAUUAUUUUACUAAUGAAACCUAACAUAUGCCAAACCAUCCAUAAGUGCAUCCACAAUGUGUCACACCUCCCUCUGAUGGUAGUCCAGCUUCUGAGCCCACGAUCCUUUGUUUAAAUCUCAAGAAAAAAUAGGAUGUGAAAGCCAUGCCUGCCUGUUCAAAUUGCUUUAUACAUACGUCUUAUAUAUAUAUCUAUAAAUAUAAACAAAUAUAUAAAAAUGUAGAUAUCUGUCAAUGCAUAUAAAAAUACAGAUGAGAACAAAAAAUAGAUAAUUUUACAGGGUGCUGGAGAUGAUAAAAAAUCAAUCUAUUUUUGGCAAUUUUAGCUUUUGAUACUUUACUUGUAGUUAUAAAAUAAUAAUAAUAAAAAAAAUUAACAAAAAAUUUUUCCGACGGAGGAAAACUGAACGCGAGUGGGUGAGGAAAAGUUGCCUGGAAUCUAAUUGGAAAAAGGAAAGACUAAAGCAGUCAGAACCAUGGGAGAUCAGAGCGAGACAUGAUCAAAUCAAAGUGCCUUAUCAACAGUGGUUUCUGUUUUUUAGUACUCCAGUUGUGUUUUAAAAUAAAACAAAUAGAAAAAAAAACAAAAGAGGAUAUCCAGCACCCACCAAGAUGGCGCAGAGAGGAACGGCAAGUGUUACACACUCGGAAAAAGUCGAGCUGGGCCUCCGCCGCCGUACCGUGGCGCCGCCCAAGUUACUCUAUGCAAAAAGAAUAGCAGUCGUUUUGACCAGCUAAAAUAUGUGCCAUGGUUUUUGUCUUCCUGAAAAUGAUUUUAAGUAUUUCUUUUCCUUCACUUGAUGGCCCUUUACUCUGCUGUACGAGCAGAUCUUGUCUUUUAAUUUAGAUUUUAUUGAUGAUAUGAAUUAUUGUCUUUUUUUAACAAUUUUUUUACUUUGUAUCUUGAACAAAUUGAACUGCCAUUAGCAACCAAGUAGUCUGCCAUGAGAUGCUCUGAUGAUGAGCUGAGAAAAAUACGCAGCGUUCAGGGAAACGAACGGGAAAGUGUUUGUUUUAACAGCGUCAUCCGGUCCACAUAUCUCUGUGUCAAUUUGACAACAAACUAUCAGUACAGUAAUGAGAUUUCUAAUGGACAAAGGAAGCGCUGGGUAAUGAAACAAGCACCUGCUUCACAGUCAGAUAGUUUCCAGUUAUUGAAACGACUGACAGCUUAUUGCUGAAAGGUGAAAAGAAAAAUUAAAUUGAGAAAUUCUUGGAUCCAACAGAGCCGUCGGCAGUCUGUUUUCACUUUCUCGCUGUUACACCAAAAGGUCAAUGAAUUAUUAUUAUUCUCUUUUUUGUUUUCUACUUCAGUGUUAUUAUUUUAAAUUGAAAUGCAAUAUUAAAGUGGAGAAAGAGAUGGCAAAUCAGCAUCUGACAGUAUUAAGAAAAUCCCCUCUGCAAUGUUCCACCAUGCUGUGUCAUUGUGAAAGGCUGGAUAAGUCCAUCAGGUGAAAGGUUGACUCUAUACCUACCGUAUUCUCUCUGGCCUGCCUACUACAUGUAUGAUAAUGUAAUUAACAGCCAUUGUUACAGGUUUAUAAUGUAUUUUUCUAAUCUCAUUUUAUAUGUAUAUUAAUCAUGUUUCUGAGUGUUUUUUUUUCUUAAUUUUUAUGAAACCCACAGCUCCCCCUGCCCUCCCACCACCUCUUCUCCAUCUCAACCUGUCUCCUGUGGGGAGUUUUGCCUUCUUCUGUUAGAUUUUUGUUUUUCUUGCCAACUCCCAGCUUGUUUAACUCAUUAGCGACUUUAUUAGUUUCCUUGUCAUAAGUAUUUUUACAUGCUUGCAUUUAGUUUUCAUGGUGUAUGCUGUUAUUUUUCUUAUUAACCUCUUGGCAUUUAUUUUAAUAAAACAUUCUUAGUAAGAAUUUUA
This is a messenger RNA of Xiphophorus couchianus (Monterrey platyfish), 4730 nucleotides long. RefSeq names its product QKI, KH domain containing, RNA binding a (gene qkia). The record is from RefSeq and is a predicted model, not a curated record. Gene Ontology annotation, biological process: regulation of mRNA splicing, via spliceosome. The coding region runs from base 255 to 1283 and encodes 342 amino acids. Gene Ontology annotation, molecular function: mRNA binding. Gene Ontology annotation, cellular component: nucleus. The transcript is spliced from 8 exons. Lineage: Eukaryota; Metazoa; Chordata; Actinopteri; Cyprinodontiformes; Poeciliidae.